Molecule: messenger RNA, 1851 nt
Organism: Carassius auratus (goldfish)
Lineage: Eukaryota; Metazoa; Chordata; Actinopteri; Cypriniformes; Cyprinidae
Exons: 10
Coding region: 1-1851 (616 amino acids)
Source: RefSeq, a predicted model, not a curated record
AUGAGUGAUUCAGAACUCCAAGAACAGUUAAUGGAGCUGGAUAAACUGGUUGAUGAUCAAGAACUCAAUGAUGAGCUCCAAAGUCUUGAUGACUUGAUUGGUGAGCUGCAGGAAGAGAAAGAAGUGGCACCAGUAAAGACACCUGAACCGAGGGUGCGUUGGAGAAAGAGAGACAUUGAUGGAAACAUUGUCUAUGCAAGGCCAAGAUCAAGCAGGAAUCAGUCAAAUAAGGCUGAUCCCAUUCGGAAAUCUGAUCCUCCCAUCAAUGCACCUGCCACUAACUGUGAGGUGACCUUUGCUCCAGAGGCUGUUGAGUCUUUUCUGCAAGAUCUCCAGCACUCACUGAGCAAUACCUCAGAUGAUGAGGCAUCAUCUCUUGAGACCUCAAGAGGUCCUCUCCUAGCUUCCUCAAACUGGAGCACAAGACAAAGUCUCUUUUCAGAGAGAUGGAGGACAGAGAGACCACGUCUGGUGAACACCGCUGCGGCACAUGAAAAUGUAGCAACACGCAUCUGCCAACAGUGUGGGAGCAAUCCAGCUGCUGUCCGCUGCAGUGACUGUCGACCACAGCCCUUUUUCUGUGCUCAGUGUGAUGUCAGUAUGCACACCAGACAUGUUCUCCAUAACAGAGAUGCCAUGACGGCUGGAUUCUACCAGCCAUUGCCUCCAACAACUUUUGUUGUAGAUAAGGCUCUUUCCCAUUGUGUACGGCUUGUACCUGUGGAGAUCCCUUACAAAAUCUGUGAUUGUUCACGAGAGUCACUAAGGGUCAGUCCAGGGAAGACUGUUGCUGUAAUCACAAUGAAUGGACGAUAUGAUCUAAGCAUGCCUGAGUUGAGUUGUGAGGCAUGCCAAGCCACGUGGGCUGCUGGAGUGGGUGAUCUAAAUCUGAGUGACUACUGGCCUGCAACCCUUCACUUUGCCACUAUUUAUGCCACAGAUGUCUUCUUCUCAUUUGAAGAAAUGAAGAUGGCUGCACCAGGACUGUCCUGCCAAGCAUUUUUGAGAAUGCUCGAUCAGCGAACUGUCCGCUUUGGUCGUUGUGGCAAGAUCUCCAAAGACAGUUUUCAAAAAAGUUUUUUUGAGUGGGAGGCUGUGCGAUACGAGGUGGACAAAAUCUGUAAGGAAGAGCCCUUCAUCUGUCCUGCGUGCAGCCCAGACAUGCUGGCAGUUUCAGUCGAUGGAAACCGCAAGCAUUACCAUUUCAAGAAUGCAGCUAGAUCUGAAGAAAAGGCCAUCUUUGAAGACGUCUUUAUAGCUAAGGAUGAAGAUGUGACAAGAUUUGUGGACUACAUUCACAAGACAUCCAAACAUGUGAGUGGACGAGGUGUUUGUGGAGGGGAGUGGUCAGCAGCCAGAGAGACCUCCCAGGGAUCUGCCAGCAAGGUAGACGAGGAGGGAUUGGAGCUUGCAGUGUGUCGACACGGAGUGCUCCUCCGUGCUUUAAAUAUGUACAGGGGUGAAAUUUUUGCCUAUCCCUUGUACCUGCAAGAAAAGCUGGCCAGUAGGCAAAUACAUUUGUUUUGUAUGGAUGUGACUUGCAAAUAUUGGCCCUACCUCCAAAGAGUUGCAAAAAGCUGUCCAGAGCUCCAGCACCUUCUUAACAUGAAGCCCUUCCUUUCAGUGUUCCAUGCCAAAGCCCAUGAUUUUAAAUGUGAGGUGAAAUGGAGUGGGGCAUAUCAGGAUGGGGCUGGUUUAACCCUAGGUGAGGAGGUGGAACAGUGCAAUGCUUUCCUGUCUAGGAUUGCAGUGACUACAAAACACAUGUCCAAAGCAGGGCGCACAGACAUGCUGACUCUCAUGGCCAUGCGCUGGAAUCAGCAAAGAUCUACACUUUGGCCAUCACACUGA